This is a messenger RNA of Perkinsus marinus ATCC 50983, 1848 nucleotides long. RefSeq names its product glycosyltransferase, putative. NCBI's taxonomy places the organism in Eukaryota, Perkinsozoa, Perkinsida, Perkinsidae. The record is from RefSeq and is a predicted model, not a curated record. The transcript is spliced from 20 exons. Gene Ontology annotation, biological process: protein N-linked glycosylation. Gene Ontology annotation, cellular component: endoplasmic reticulum membrane. Bases 1 to 1848 code for a protein of 615 amino acids. Gene Ontology annotation, molecular function: alpha-1,2-mannosyltransferase activity.
AUGAAUUUGUUCGCAGGAAAUCGUCUAUUUGCUUCGUUCAAGCGAACUAUCGACUGCCAUUGGGGCCUUUGUACGGCACCUGUAAGGGCGCUUUGUGGCCCUCCCGAAGAUGUGGUGGCGCAGGAGAUCCUCAACCCGAAGUCGAAAGAUGCUCAUGCAGCAGCAGUAGUGAACCCGACAUUACCAUUAAAGUCAUUGGACUCGCCUCCUACGCCCAGCCUACCGUCGCCUGUGGCUCCUCAUAACACUGUAGCGUCUUUCUCCGGAGGUGGAACAUUUGAUUCUGGUGGCUUGGACCUUCCUUAUGGAGUUUUGAUAAUUCCGAAUGAGCGACUUUUGCCAUCUUCAGCCCCAGCAUGCACGAUGAUUCGAGUGAGGCUCGCUAAGAGGAUUCCGAAUGAUAAGUUUGGCUUUGUGCAUCAACCAGUGUUUGGUGAUGAGGAGGAGGAGGAGCUCACUUGCCUCGAGAUCGUCACUAUUGUGGAGGGACAGUUGUUGGAUAAAUGGAAUAAAACCCAGGCGGAGGGGACUAGGGUAACGGAAGGCUCUUACAUCACUGCGGUCAACGGCGUGAAGUUGAAUUCGGAAAAGAUGAGAGCUGAGUUGAAGCAUGACAGUGUCGACAUGGAGGUCCAUUCAUACGGUCUACCAUCACUACAGACUUGGGAGUACAGCCCAGAGUUCGGCCUGAGAUCAUACGUCUACACCUACGUGUAUGCUACUGUGGCCUGGCUCUUCUCCAGUAUCAUCCCUGGUGUUACCAAACCUAUGGUCUUCUACGCUGUACGAGCGUGUAACGCGUCCUUCUGUGCACUAUGCGAAUACUUUUUUUCCAAGAUGAUAUCGUCCUUGUGGGGUACUCCUACUGCGGCUAUCUACCUCUAUCUGAGCGCGGCGCUCCCUGGCUUAUACGAAAGAGGAUUAUCCUACACCCUCACGAGAGGCGCCAUAGGCUUGCUUAUCGUCUGUGGCACCAUAAUUGCUGUGGACUAUCACUUCUACGGCAGAGUCGUAUUCGCACCGUUGAAUAUUGCUAUGUACAACUUUGGUUUUUCUGUCGACAAUCUUUCCCAACUAUACGGUGUUGAACCCUGGUAUUAUUACAUCUUCAAUGGUGUCCUCAAUUUCAACAUCUGUCUGCCUCUAGCCUUUAUAUCUAUUCUAUACUUCACUGGUCACAAGCUCGGUUCAUGGUUGCCUAUAGGCUUCCCCAUGAUGCUAUGGUUCGGUACAAUGUCGAAGUUAGCGCAUAAGGAAGAGCGCUUUCUUUACCCUAUCUACCCGUGUAUUGCGGCAUGUUCCGCUGCUGUUUUGGUGAAGACAUAUCCAACUUAUACGUCGAAGAAAGCCCCAACGCAAACAACCAAGUUACGGCGAUAUGCAGUUAAGUCUGCGCUAGCAGUCAUCGUCCUCCUCUCGGCUAGUCGUAUAGCAGCUCUACGGCUCUACUAUGGCGCGCCGGCUAAGGUGUGGGAAAAGAGUUAUAAUAUUAUUCAAAGUCGUCCUGAGGCAGUGGUGUGUAUGGGAGAUGAUUGGUAUCGCUCAUAUUCCCACUUCUUUAUGCCACCAGGAGCUAGACUGGAAUUCACCAAGGCUGGUUUCCACGGCCAACUGCCGAGACACUAUACUUCAACUUCUGAGGUGCACCCACAAUUCAACGCCGUGAAUCAAGAGGAGCCGUCGACCUAUCGAGAUGAGGCUGUUUGUGGCAAGUCCAUAGGCGCUGAAGCGAGUGACCGAAUACACAGUGCUGGUGCCUCUGCUAUGGCUCCUGACGACACAUUCUCUAUCGAGAAGGCGUUCGAGACUCGCAUCGAUGCACAUCAGCUCGUGAAGGAUCAGAUUUAG